AUGGACAUUGAGCUCAACCAAAUUCUCGUGCGAUUCUGGGAGACUGAAGAGGUUCCCAUGAAACCAAGCUUUACCGCGGACAAGGAGAAAUGCGAGAAUCAUUUCCGUACCACUCACGCAAGAAGGGAGAGCGGGCGAUACAUUGUUCGCCUUCCCUUUAAACAAUUUCCUCCACAUAUUGGAGAUUUACGCUGCAUCGCGACUCGAUUGUACGACAAACUCGAGAGGCGGCUAUCGCGCGAUGCUAAUCUCGCUGCGUCAUACAAUGCGUUUCUUCAGGAGUACCUAGACUUGGGACAUAUGGAGCUGGUCACCGGUCCAGAGUCGUCUCACGACACCGUCGUCUACCUACCGCAUCACCCCGUGGUGAAGAGCAAAAGUUUGUCGACUAAAUUGAGGGUCGUAUUUAACGCGUCGUGUGCUACAUCGAAUAAAACUUCCCUUAAUGACCAUCUUCAUACCGGGUCCAAGCUACAGACUGAUCUGAUGUCUAUACUAAUCAGAUGGAGACAACAUAAAUACGUAUAUCUUGCCGACAUUAAGAAAAUGUUUAGGCAGAUAAUGAUGCAUCCCGAAGACGCCGAUUACCAACGCAUUCUGUGGCGACCGUCGUCGCAAUCGUCCAUCCAGUCGUAUCGUCUACGUACCGUUACGUAUGGUACAGCUCCCGCGCCAUACCUCGCGAUACGGGUAUUACACCAACUUGUCGAAGAUGAAGGCCAUCAAUUUCCUCUUGCACGUUCCAUUCUACUACACGAGACUUAUGUCGAUGACAUUUUAUUUGGUGCCGGCGAUAUUGAUACGGCCAAUGCAAUGAGAGUUCAAUUAGUCAAUAUGCUCGCGGCGGGCGGAUUCUGUCUGCGAAAAUGGGCGGCCAACGCUACCGAAAUGCUCGAAGAUGUACCGCCUAAUGAUCGAGCUAUCAACAUGGAUCACUCCUUAGAAGAGGAUAACAACAUCAAAGUUCUCGGCAUUUCAUGGUUGCCACGAAAUGAUUCCUUCUCCUUCCAUAUUUCGCUCCUGCCCACUGCGGUAGCGACCAAACGCUCGAUUCUUUCGGCCAUAGCCAGAAUUUUCGACCCCCUUGGAUGGGCUACGCCGGUAGUCAUUAUUGCUAAGAGCCUGAUGCAAGAAUUGUGGAUUAGGACAUGCGGCUGGGAUGAGCCGCUUCCAGCAGAUCUCAGCACACGUUGGGAAACUUAUCGCGAUUCUCUCCGGUCUCUCACCGAAGUUCGGAUACCCCGCUGGACCGGACAAUCCAAACAUGUGAGCAGUAUCGAAUAUUACGGUUUUUCCGACGCCUCACUUAAAUCUAUAAGUGCCGUGGUGUAUAUGAGAAUUACCUGUUCAAAUGACGUCGAGGUUAUGCUUAUCGCAGCCAAAUCUAAAGUGGCGCCAAUUAAAACUCUGUCUGUCCCGCGUUUGGAGUUAAACGGUGCCGUAUUACUCGUCAAAUUGCUACAAUACGUUAUUGAAACAAUGCAGCUCUCUAGUAUUCCAACCUAUUGCUGGACUGAUUCGACAAUCGUUCUCAAAUGGCUUAAAAAACAUCCCUCCACGUGGGUUACGUUUGUAGCAAAUCGAGUGUCGAAAAUUCAAACAGAACUACCGUCAGCUACUUGGUGUCACGUUCCGACUGGCUCGAAUCCCGCGGAUAUUGCAUCCCGCGGCAUCACUCCGGCUGAUCUAUCGUCCUGCAAACUAUGGUGGUCGGGCCCGACUUGGUUGACACAGUCGUCGAAGUUAUGGCCCCGUCAGACUCCCAAGAGUUUUGACGAAAUUACCCGUGGUGUCAACACCGAAACUUGCAAGGCUGCUGUCGCACAUAUCAACGACAUGCCGCAACCGCUUGCGCUCGAUGAUCUUCCUCAUCGGCUAUCAUCAUGGACGCGCCUACUUCGAGUGACCGCAUAUGUCCUUCGAUUUAUCGCUUGUGCACGAUCGAAACGGUCAAGUACCGCGGGAACCGAUUCUCGCCUUACCGCCGCUGAAUUGUCCGAAGCACGCAUCGAUUGGUGCAAACAAGCUCAGCUCAGUCUUUUCGCCUCAGAAUAUAAGAAGCUACGUCGAAAGCAACCUAUAUCAUCUCGAAGUCCUCUAAUAAAAUUAACGCCAUUCCUCGACGAAAACGAUACGAUCCGGCUCGGCGGGCGGCUAAAAAAUGCCCCUCUCGCAUUUUUCGAGCGACAAUUAUUUUGCCUCGUCAUCGUAUCAGUGACUUGA
Linepithema humile (Argentine ant) is the source of this 2223-nucleotide messenger RNA. RefSeq lists its product as uncharacterized. NCBI's taxonomy places the organism in Eukaryota, Metazoa, Arthropoda, Insecta, Hymenoptera, Formicidae. The record is from RefSeq and is a predicted model, not a curated record.